AUGUCAACUUCGACGAGUCCACCUUUUGGACUUCAACUGCCGAUCACUGAUGAAGAUGUCGAUGACCUGGACUUCGAAUUGCUGGAUCUUGAUGACGAAGAGCUGCGUCAAAUGGAGUACAAGCAAACAGGCAAGCGCAAGAACCGACUCAAUGAUGAAGAUACAGCAGCUCCACGACCGCGUGCAGUGCGUCAACGACCAGGACUAGAAGAGUCAAGCGCGCCGGAAAACAACUCGUCACGACAAGAAGAAGACGAAGAAACGAAGGAUUCUGGUGAUUCAACACCGCCUGUGUUUUGGCGUGCGAGUGCAAAUGCCGUUGAAGCAGCAGUGGACUUAUCAGAACCCUCAACAUUUGAAGCAGCAGUAAGCGGCCCUGACCGAGUGCACUGGAGAAAAGCAAUUCAUGCAGAGCUCGAGUCAAUGCGACUUCGCGGUGUGUUUCGUGCAGCCAAGCUGCCCAACGGACAACGCGCCAUUGGCACAAAAUGGGUGUUCAAGAUCAAGCGCAAGGCGGAUGGGUCAAUCGAGAAGUACAAGGCACGCCUUGUGGCCAAGGGUUUCUGCCAAAAGUAUGGAAUCGACUACACGGAGACGUUUUCGCCCGUGGUCAAGUAUGUGACGCUGCGAAUGGUGAUCGCAAUUUCCAAGCAUUUUGGAUGGCCCAUCGACCAGCUUGAUGUGGUGACAGCUUUCCUGUAUGGCGUCAUGAAGGAACAAGUGUUCUGCGUGAUUCCUGAAGGCGUCGAACUUGACAGUACGUUCGACUGCCUGGAAUUGGUGAAGUCAAUUUACGGCCUCAAGCAAGCGUCGCGAGUGUGGAACGAGACGUUCGACGAGUAUGUGUGCUCCAUCGGAUUUCAAGUAUCGGACUUCGACCCAUGUCUCUACAUCAAGACUUCGGACGGCCAUUGCGUGUUUAUACUGGUCUACGUGGACGACGUCUUGGUGACUGGAAGCUCGCUCGAGCUGAUUGUACAAACCAAGAACGACCUGAAGACGCGGUUCGAAAUGACGGACAGCGGCAAGUGUGCGUUUGUUCUUGGGAUCGAGCUUUUGGACGGUGAAGAUGGCAGUGUGACACUAUGUCAGCGUCGGUAUGUCGAUGAUAUCCUCAAGCGCUUUGGCAUGGAUGAUUGCAAGGCAGUCGCAAGUCCAGUCGACAUGAGCUCUCGACUUGUUUCAAGUGAUGCAACUACCAAGGUCGAUGCUCCUUUUCGCGAAGCUGUUGGUGCGUUGAUGCACCUGACCACUGCAACGCGUCCGGACAUUGCGUUUGCUGUGGGCUAUGUGUCGCGGUUCAUGGAAAAUCCCCAAGAAGAACACUGGGUUGCAGUUAAGCGUAUCUUUCGCUACCUACAAGGCACCAAGACGCAUGGAAUUUGCUACAAGCCAAGUGCAAGGAUCGACUUCCGUGGAUAUUCGGAUGCGGAUUGGGCUGGUGAUCUUACCGACCGCAAGCCAACAUCGGGGUACACGUUCAUGCUACUCGGUGCGCCAGUCAGUUGGGGCAGCAAGAAGCAGCCAAGUGUUUCGUUGUCCACGAGUGAAGCCGAAUACAUCGCACUCAGCUUGGCGAUUCAAGAGGGCAAGUGGAUUCAUCGUCUGCUUUGUGAGAUCGUGAUGGCUGCCAAUGAAGAAGGACCGGAACUCAUGAUCCAUGAAGACAAUCAGUCGUGUAUCAAGAUGACGAAGAACCCAGUCAACCAUGGCCGUGCCAAGCACAUCGACAUUAAGUACCAUCACAUUCGUGAUGAGGUCAAGCGCGGCAAAGUCAAGCUCAAGUACUGUGAGACUGCGGUGAUGUUAGCAGAUAUCAUAACCAAGGCACUUCAUGGACCACGCCACAAGGAGAUGACGACGGCUCUCGGGAUUCGUGAGCAUUCGGAUUGA
This is a messenger RNA of Peronospora matthiolae, 1893 nucleotides long. Lineage: Eukaryota; Oomycota; Peronosporomycetes; Peronosporales; Peronosporaceae. The record is from the annotation of a GenBank genome assembly.